Molecule: messenger RNA, 1716 nt
Organism: Lactuca sativa (garden lettuce)
Lineage: Eukaryota; Viridiplantae; Streptophyta; Magnoliopsida; Asterales; Asteraceae
Source: RefSeq, a predicted model, not a curated record
AUGACAGAAAAUAAUUCCGGAUCGACACCUGCAACUACCUUCACACAACCAACAACAAGUAGAAUAAGAAAAAAUGCUUCUAGGUCUAGAACAGAUCCUGGUUGGCUGCAUGGUAAAGAUUUGGGUAAUCGAAAGGUGCAGUGUACAUUUUGUGAUUCUAUAAGCACCGGUGGGAUAUUUAGAUUCAAGCAUCACUUAGCUCGCACACGUAAUAAUGUCUUAGCUUGUGAAAAGGUUCCUGAAAAUAUUAGGGUACAAUUCGCUCGUUUGUUGGAAGACAGUGAUACAACAACAAAGAAAAAGAGAGGCGUAUUUUCAAUCGAUGAAGAUGACGAGGCCUAUGAGAGGAAUGUUAGAGGAAAUAACUUGAAGAAUUUUGUUUCAAAAAAAGGAAAAGUUCAAAAAACAUUGAAUACAAUUUAUAAGAAGGAUGAACGGGAAAGAGUUUGCCAACAAAUUGCAAGGUUUUUCUACACGAGUGCCAUCCCCUUUAAUUGUGUAAAAAACCCCGAGUUUCAUAAAAUGAUUGAUAUGGUUGGUGAAUCUGGAAGAGGCCUUAAUCCUCCUUCUUACCAUGAAAUACGAGUUACAUUGUUGAAAAAGGAAGUUGAUUACACCAAGUCAUUAGUGGAAGAUAACAAAAGGGAGUGGAAAAAGACUGGUCGCACAUUAAUGAGUGAUGGAUGGAGUGAUCGGAAAAACCGAUCGAUAUGUAAUUUUCUUGUAAACAGUCCUAGAGGGACCAUCUUUUUAGCAUCAAUCGACACAUCUAAUAUUAUCAAGACAAAAGAACAUGUAUUUGCAAUGUUAGAUGACUUCGUUGAAAAAAUAGGAGAGGAAAAUAUUGUUCAAGUAGUGACAGAUAAUGCUGCAAAUUAUAAGGCAGCUAGAGAAAUGUUAAUGAAAAAGAGGAAGAAACUUUUUUGGACACCAUGUGCACCUCAUUACAUUGAUCUAGUGUUGGUGGAUUUUGAAAAAAAGAUUGAAGAACAUAAGGAAACCAUCACAAAAGGAAGAAAAAUAACAAGCUUCAUCUAUAAUAGGUCACGAUUGAUUUCUAUGCGGAAAGAAUUUACAAAAGGGAAAGAACUCCUUAGACCUGCAGCAACAAGAUUUGCCCCUACUUAUCUUACACUUGGUCGUUUGUUUGAAUUGAAAGGCGCUUUGAUCUCGAUGUUUGCUUCCAAAAAAUGGUUGUCUACUAACUAUGCAAGAAUUGAUGUUGGAAAGAAUGUUGAGGAUAUAAUUAUGGAUCAUCAAGGAUUUUGGCCAUCAGUUGUGACGUGUCUAAAGGCCGCGAGUCCUCUAAUGAAGGUUCUUCGUUUGGUUGAUUCAGAUUCUAAACGAUCCAUGGGUUUCAUUUACCAAGACAUGGUAAAUGCAGAAAACAAAAUUAAAUCAAACUUUAAAAAUGUCCAGACAAGGUAUGAACCCAUCCAUGAGAUCAUUAACGAAAGAUGCUAUAAUCAACUUAAUAAGGUGCUCGAUGUGGCGGGUUAUUUCUUGAAUCCAAUGAUGCAAUAUAACUCUGACUUUGAGAAUACAGGAUGGAUUAAAGGUGGAUUAUACAUGUGCCUGGAAAGAAUGUGUGGUGAUGAUGAGAACCUAGCAAAGACGAUUGAUUAUCAAUUUGAUCAAUUCACUAAUGCAAGAGGGCUAUUUGGUUUUAAUGUAGCGAAAUUAACAAGAAAAGAAAAAACUCCAGUUGAUUGGUAG